GUCAUUUCGGUAUGUGACCAUACGAUUAUUAUUUAUUCAAGACAGUUAAAUAGUCGCUUAAUUCUUUAAUAACCAUCAACACUUCUGAACUUCCUAACAUCAUAACAUCAUGACUAAAGGAAUACUUAGAGUUACUAUUGUUGAAGCCAGAGACUUGAAAGAUAAGGACAUUAUCGGUAAAAGCGACCCUUACGUUAAACUUAUUCUCGAUAAACAUAACAUUCAAUCAACUAAACAUAAGAGUAACAACUUGAACCCAACAUAUAAUGAACAAUUUAUCUUUAAUAUAAACGGACAGAAAAAACUCGAAGUUCAAGUUUGGGAUAAAGAUACAAUCUUGAGAGAUGAUUUAAUUGGUGAAGAUGAUAUUAAACUUUCUGAAGUAUUCUCUAAAGGUUACAUAGAUACCUGGCUUAAUUUAACAAAAGGAAAAUUUGGUAUUAGAAGCAGAGGUGAAAUUCAUUUAAUUUUGGAAUUCGCUCAAUAAUUUAUUCUGGCGCAAUAAUUUUAUUCUUUUUUUAAAUUUUUCGAUAUAAUUUUUAGUUUAGUAUUUUUAUCUUAAUGUAUAAUAUUAUUCAUAUAAUUAAUUUUUACGUCAUGAAAUCAUAUUAAAGUAA
Messenger RNA from Rhizophagus irregularis DAOM 181602=DAOM 197198, 617 nucleotides. RefSeq lists its product as uncharacterized. The record is from RefSeq and is a predicted model, not a curated record. Lineage: Eukaryota; Fungi; Glomeromycota; Glomeromycetes; Glomerales; Glomeraceae.